This is a messenger RNA of Arxiozyma heterogenica, 738 nucleotides long. RefSeq names its product Yng1p (gene YNG1). NCBI's taxonomy places the organism in Eukaryota, Fungi, Ascomycota, Saccharomycetes, Saccharomycetales, Saccharomycetaceae. Gene Ontology annotation, biological process: regulation of DNA-templated transcription. The record is from RefSeq and is a predicted model, not a curated record. The transcript has a single exon. Gene Ontology annotation, cellular component: nucleus; histone acetyltransferase complex. Bases 1 to 738 code for a protein of 245 amino acids. Gene Ontology annotation, molecular function: histone acetyltransferase activity.
AUGUCCUUACCUCUUGAAGACAUUAGACAUGAUUUUUUCCAUGCUUUAGAUCAUUUUCCAAGUGAUUUGGUUCGUACUUUAUGGCUUUUACAAUCAAUUGAUGUCCAAUUAAAUGAAUGCUAUGAUAACACUAGUAAGAUUGGUAAUGAGGAAAGGUCUACGUACUUUGAAUAUUUGCAAUCACAAUUAAGGAAGCAAUCUGUUUCAUUGUUAAAACUAGUUCAAGAUCAAAAAAACAUUUUGAAUAGAGAAAGGGUCCAGUUAAAUAAACAAUUGCACACAAGAAACAGGUAUCAAAACUUUAUCAAAAAGAUAAACGAAACAAAACCAACUGUUCAUAGCUAUCAAGAUACUAAGAGUAAUGAGGUAAGUAUUGGUAUUGAAAACACUGAAGACCAAGAUUUGGAACCAAGGUAUUGUAUAUGCAAUGACGUAUCAUAUGGUGAUAUGAUUGCUUGUGAUAAUGACAAUUGUCCAAAACAAUGGUUCCAUUGCAAAUGUGUUCAUAUAUCUGUUCUGCCUAAGGGGAAAUGGUAUUGUAGUACAGAAUGUAAAUUACAUGAUAGGAAGAGUAAAAGCAAGAAGACAAGCAAUAAAACCAUCAUUAGCAGUAGUAGAGAUCAGGAGAAGAAAAAUAAUAAGCAAGCAUCAAAAAUAACUGAGCAAGCAAAAAAAGUAGUAAAACUUCAGAAAAGAAAGGGUAGAGGAAGAAAAAAAAAAAUAGCAUAUACCUUAUAG